Arabis nemorensis is the source of this 1470-nucleotide messenger RNA. NCBI's taxonomy places the organism in Eukaryota, Viridiplantae, Streptophyta, Magnoliopsida, Brassicales, Brassicaceae. The record is from the annotation of a GenBank genome assembly.
AUGGAUCUAGAAAAGGGAUCACAAGGAACUAUUGCUACUUGCGAUAAUCCUAAGCUAACUUCGAAUCGAGAAGAAGAGCCCAUCAAUGAAACGGACUCUAGCCAAGUUUACUUUCCUUUAGUGAAGGUCAUGACUACCUCGGAGUCGGAUAGACCGGGUUCUUUAUCCGAGGUCCCCUUUUUAUGGCCUUACUCGGUUAAUAACAACUAUCGUUGCAUCUAUAGAGUGCCAUGUCGGUUAAAGCGAGUGAACCCAGAGGCUUACACUCCUCAGAUGCUUCUAAUUGGUCCGUUUCACCAUUCUAAGAAAACUGAGCUUUCUAAAACCGAUUCGAGAUAUUUGGACUAUAUGAAGAUGGAGAAGCACAAGAAGAAGUACCUCGAAAAUAUUGAGCUUAGGUAUGGAAAUCAAACGGUCGAGGAGUUCAGAAGAAUCAUCAAAAGAGAUGAGGAAUUCAUAAGAGCAUGUUACGCAGAAUCAACGGAGUGGAUCAACUCUCACGACUUUGUUGAAAUGAUGCUCCAUGACUCGGUGUUUAUACUAGUGUUCUUCAAGUUGUACGGACCUCAGUACCUCGAAAAAACAGGAGAUUUUCUUUUCGACGAGCCUUGUCACCAAAAUACAAUCUUUGAAGACCUAAUCUUGCUUGAUAACCAACUUCCUUAUACCCUUUUAGAAAAUCUCUUCGAACCCUUUUACACAAAGCAUGAAGCUAACGUAACGUUCCGUAACAUGAUCCUUAAAGGUUUUAAUAUCCAAGAAAAGAUCAAAAGAGAAACGAAAUUCUUACAUUUCACGGAUUUGUGUCGGUGUGUCCGUGUCGAGACGCUUGGUCUGACGAAAGAAGAGGAGAUUAACGCAAAACUUGAGAAAAAGAAGCCGAUAAGGAGUCUUCGCAAUGCAGACGAGCUAGACAGUGCAGGAGUAGAAUUUGUAGUUUCUAAAGAAAAAUCAUCUUUGGUGAUUAAAUUUGAAGAUGGAAUCUUAACAUUGCCUUGCUUCAUGGUAGCGGAUUCCACAGAAAGGGUUUUUAGGAACAUGAUGGCACUCGAGCAAUGUCAUUACUCUAACACAGCCUAUGUUUGUAACUACAUCGACUUCUUGGACGGUCUCAUUGAAACCGAGAAAGACGUAGAGUUGCUCGUAAACCAAGGUGUUAUAGAGAACUGGUUAGGACAUCAAGAACCAGUAACGGAAAUGUUGAACAAGAUGUGUUUAGGUAUUGCUGAUUAUGGCUCUCACUAUUACGAUAUAACCGAAAGUAUCGCCAAACACUACGACAGUAGUCUCAACAGAUCUAUUGCCACACUCCGGCGAGUCUACUUCAAAGAUCUUUGGACCGGAACUGCCACUGUCGCCGCCAUCAUUAUUCUCGUGUUUACUUUGAUUGGGUCUGUUGCUUCCGUUCUUCAAGUGACAAAGAACGACAAUAAGUGGUUGCCACCUCCGGCUCCUCCCCGAAGACGAUAG